Molecule: messenger RNA, 1053 nt
Organism: Anisakis simplex (herring worm)
Lineage: Eukaryota; Metazoa; Nematoda; Chromadorea; Rhabditida; Anisakidae
Source: the annotation of a GenBank genome assembly
AUGGCGAUGAAGCGUGGUUUGGUUGGGGAUGAUGACCCGUUAGCUGGUAUAGGUUUAGAUGAGGAGGAUCGUUUUGAUGAUCGCAAGGACUUGUCAACACCAAAGGCUCUUGUUGAUGAGAUUGCCAAGAACGGUGUUCAGGCGACUAAUUGGUGCCCGCUCACUGAGAAACUUAUUGUGCAGACGAAAGACGAAUUAACAGUUUUCUGGGUGAUCAAUAAUUGGCAUAACGAAAUACUGAAAGAACCGCCAAAGUUCGAUGCAUUUCUCGAGGAAGGGAACACAUUAAAGAAUCGUUUUCCGAACGUUAUUCUUUACGAUAAAACAAGGGUGAAGUUGAAGGGAAAAUCUGGACAGGAUUAUUAUCAUGCGUCUUAUGUGGACUCUUAUGAGAAAGCACGUGACUACAUCUUGGCUCAAGCACCAUUCGAUAGCACCACAGAAUUCGACUUCUGGAGACUUGUCUAUCAAGUACGACCUCGAUUAAUAGUCUUGUUAACAGCCAUUGAAGAUAAAGAUGGAACGGCUAUCAUUAGAAAAUUCUUUCCAGCCCAAAAACAGCAAAGGGACUUUGGAGAUGCCAAACCAAUCAGUGUGCAGUGCGUUCGGGUCGACCAGGACAAGGAUACCGAUACUUGCGAUAUCCGUUUAAUUGGUCCGGGCCAACGAUCCAAUACAGCUUUAAAAAUACCGUUGAUACACUAUAAAAAAUGGGUUGAUGACAACAACAUACCUGAUAACCUACUUGAAUUCCGCGCUCUCGUGAAAAUAGCAAAUGCGAAAUCGAAAAAGAAUGGUCGGACUGGACCAAUGAUAAUCGUAUGUCCGAGUGGUGUUCAUCGUUGCGGUACGUUCGCGGUACUAGAUAUUGUCCUCGAUAGGCUCAGCACCGAGAAGAAGGUUGGUCUGCUUGAAACGACAAAUAUCGUACGAAAUCAACGCUACGGAUGUAUGACGUAUUUUUCGCAUUACAAUCACAUUGCUGAUCUGAUUGUACGACAAGCCGUCUCAUCGGGCAUUGCGAAUGUUGACUGCAUUGGUAAUAAAGCAUAA